Molecule: messenger RNA, 201 nt
Organism: Emiliania huxleyi CCMP1516
Lineage: Eukaryota; Haptophyta; Isochrysidales; Noelaerhabdaceae
Exons: 2
Source: RefSeq, a predicted model, not a curated record
CUCGACAUGGACGUGAUUGACGUUUCGUGGAUGGACAACAACGUCCCCUUUUUGAGGCACAACUUUUGGAACAUCAACCGGGGGAUGAUUGAUGACCUUCGGGAUAUCCUUUGCACAAAGGGGCGCGGGAGGCACCUUCCCGCGCCCAUGACUCCCCGUUCGGGCAACGUGGGGUGCUUUUUGGGGGGGCCGAGCUACGUA